Uloborus diversus is the source of this 2501-nucleotide messenger RNA. RefSeq names its product DISP complex protein LRCH3-like (gene Lrch). Gene Ontology annotation, molecular function: protein binding. The record is from RefSeq and is a predicted model, not a curated record. NCBI's taxonomy places the organism in Eukaryota, Metazoa, Arthropoda, Arachnida, Araneae, Uloboridae. Bases 403 to 2400 code for a protein of 665 amino acids. The transcript has 16 exons.
AACUAUUGUGCAGAAUAUGUCUCACCGUUCUUGUCUGCGAAUAUUAUUCCUCAUUUCGCACAAACAGUUCUGAAAUUUGAACUAAAUAGCAUCAACUUCAAGCAGAUUUCACUGAAAGAUCAGUUUUCAUUUUUUACCUGAUAGGCUUAUUUGUUUCGGAGAAAGCAUUUGAGUUUUUUGAUUGUGGGUUAAGUCUACUAAUACGCCGUUGACAUUUAUAGUGACUUAAAUUCCUUGGAAGUACGGAAUAUCUUUGUUUUUCGAUAGAAUGCUUGUUUGAAGCACACAAUGUUCAAAGCAAUCGUAUCUACUAUCAAAAUCAAUGGGCUUUUCUGAUUUUCUUUUUGAAUCCCAUAAUAAAAAUUUACUUGUGAAAAGAAAUGAUUUAUUUUUACUGCAACUAUGGCUGUAAUGAACUCAAUAUUAAGCAGUCCUGGAGCUUCUAUGAGAAAUAUAGAACGAGUUUUAGAAGACGCUCAGUUGAGAGGUGAAUUGAAACUGAACUCUCGCAAACUGAAAGAUUUUCCAAAAAUUGCGUGUAAAUAUGAUUUAUUAGAUGUUGUGAAAGUUGAUCUUUCUAAGAAUCGCCUUAGUGAGCUGCCAGAAGAAGUAUGCUGUUAUACUCUGCUGGAAGAGCUAGAUUGUUACAACAAUGUGAUACGUUCCGUGCCAGAUGCCAUAAUAAAAUUACAGUCCUUAGCAUAUUUAAAUUUAAGUCGAAAUCAGCUCACUGUCAUUCCUUUGGUUCUAUGCCAUCUUCCUUUACAAGUGUUUAUACUCCGAAACAAUCGUUUGGUGUCCAUUCCAGAAGAAAUUUCGCUUAUGAAAUGUCUUAAAGAUCUGGACGUAAGCUGUAAUGAAAUCACGAUAAUCCCUCCACAGCUUGGAAGUCUAUCUACCCUCCAACAGUUGAAUUUGAAGCGAAAUUUGCUAGUUGAAAUACCUCUUGAAAUUUGCCAAUUGAGACUAAUCUCCCUUGAUGUGUCUGCCAAUAGAAUAUCUGCUCUUCCCACACAACUGCGUUUUAUGACUUCCUUGCAAGAUUUGUUUUUGGAUCAAAAUCCUAUGACAUUCCCUCCAGCAGUUCUGUGCAAAAGAGGAAAAAUUCAUGUAUUCAAGUUCCUGGAAAUUCAAGCAAUAAAAGAGGAUAAACGUGGUAUUGUUUUGGAUGAGUUUCAGAAAUUUAGAAGUCCAUCUGUUUUGUCAGAUACAAGGUUUCAGAAUGGAUUUGCAGUUGGUAGUUGUCGAAAAAGUUACACUUUUGACUCAGGAUAUAGUACUUCAGAUGGUGAUUGUAGGUCUCAAGAAUCUCAAGAUCUCAAUUGUGGCUUUAAGAAAUAUCCAGGAGAAUCUCCUCGAUGGGAAAAUGCUUCAAUUCUUACCAGAAAUCAGAAUACAAAUACUUUGUUUAAUUAUGUUCCUGUCAAUGGUGAUGAGAGUAGAGCUAAUGAAGACAACUCUGCUAACCUUCAGACUUCAACUGUUCAAACAUUUAAAGAGUACAAAGAAGCUUUAAAGAAAAAGCGAGAAGCUGAAGCACUAAAUAUUUAUAAGAAGACUGGUAAUGAUGAUGUCAGCUCUGAACUUUCACCAAAGUUACAAGUGUCACAAACAAAGAGUGCAAUGGCUUCUAAGCAUAUGCUUCGUAAGGAUGAUGCUGUAACUUCAUCAACUGAAGAAGAGUCAAAAGAAGGUUGUAAUUCUCUAGUCAGUCAAUGGCAGUGUGAGUCUUCAAUACCAGAAGUUUUUGUUGAUGGUAUGCCAAAGAUUAUUCUACCAAAUAGUAAUUCACCGAAGAAACUUGGUUUUGUAGAAAAAAGAGCUCAACAGUUGGAUGAAAAGGGUUGUAAUGGUUCUUUAAAUAAAGACAAUUUGCAGAGCAAUUUCACGUGGCCAAAGAAUACUUUUGCACCUGCAAAGCCUUUGAAGUCAAGUUUUACCAUGAAGCGAGAGUUUGAUAAAGCUCGGGAGGAACAGGAAUUGAUUUCAAAAUUGAGAGAGAUUUUAGAAUGCAAACUGAAGCUCAAACUACCUGAUGAAAUGGAGACAGCACUAAAUGAUGGUGUAUUCCUAUGUCAUCUGGCUAAUCAUAUUCGAGCUAAUUCUGUAACUUGUAUUCAUGUGCCUUCUCCUGCAGUGCCUAAGUUGACUGUUGCCAAGUGCAGAAGGAAUGCUGAUAAUUUUUUGGAGGCAUGCAGGCGUAUUGGAGUUCCAAACGCAGAACUGUGUAAUUGGGCGGAUUCUUUUAUUGAAUGGAAAGCUGCAAGAACUUCAUUGCAAACCAAAGAAUUGCCAUUUUUGGCUGAAUAUCCUGUUUGUCAAGUCAUUUUCUCCUGUUUUUUGCUAACUAUUUUUAUUAGCACAGCUGUUUUCUUAUACAAAUAUCCGUCACCUUACUGAAAAUGUUGUCUAUUUUUAUUAGCAUUGCUGAUCAAAAAGAGUGAAAAUCAAAUAUAUUAUAGAUUUUAGUUGAUGUGUAUGAAUUUUUAAUUAAAAUUAGC